AUGUACUUCAAGGGCGACCACGAUCUCAAGGCGCAGAUCAAGAUAGUGCUUCAGAACUUGCUCGAGAGAACAAACGCUUCCAAGGAAUCCGAUAUCCGGUCGACGUUCGAAUACCCUUCCUACGAUCCUCGCGUCUACGGCUCUGCAUUCUGUCAGAUGUCGAAACCGGAGGACUGCGCGCAGUGUCUCAGGACGGCCAAAAAGAUGCUUCUUCGUGGGUGUUACCACAACUCCGGCGCUGAGUUCUACUCCGAGCUUUGUUUCCUGAGAUUUGAGUUUUACAACUUCAUUUCUUGA
Linum tenue is the source of this 297-nucleotide messenger RNA. Lineage: Eukaryota; Viridiplantae; Streptophyta; Magnoliopsida; Malpighiales; Linaceae. The record is from the annotation of a GenBank genome assembly.